This is a messenger RNA of Coregonus sp. 'balchen', 38965 nucleotides long. Lineage: Eukaryota; Metazoa; Chordata; Actinopteri; Salmoniformes; Salmonidae. The record is from the annotation of a GenBank genome assembly.
AUGGCACAGAAAGAGAAGCUCCAGUGUCUGAAGGACUUCCAUAAGGACACUCUGAAGCCUUCCCCAGGGAAGAGCCCGGGCACCCGGCCCGAGGACGAGGCAGAGGGGAAACCCGUCCAGAGGGAGAAGUGGAACUCCAAACUUGACUUUAUCCUGUCCGUCGCUGGUGGCUUCGUGGGUUUAGGGAACGUCUGGCGUUUCCCAUACCUCUGCUAUAAGAAUGGCGGAGGUGAGUUUCUUACUCCUAUACAGUUAAUGACUAGGACAUGAAGGGUGAAAUGGAAUGAAGCCAUUCCCAUUCCAACUCUGUAUUCUAAGAGGUUUGGGGUCAAUGACCCUAUUUCACUGUGACACAUCAGUGUAAACAGAAGACGCAGAGUGCUGUGUUCAAGAGGCGGUUAAAGUCAGGAGAUGGUGAUAAUACAGAUCAGAACAGCUAGCGGUCUCUCUGCAUGCAACCCAUGGUUCCAUUACAGCUGCUGUCUAGGUCUAGAACCUGACGAAUGUACACUUCAAAGGCAUUCCAAGGUUGACUUACUUGACUAACGAAUGUCCUCCGUCUCACACUUCCUUCUAACAUUACUACAUUACGUCAAAUUGUUUACCGGAAUACUCAGAUUCAGAGAGUUACUCCCUCGAUGCACACAUACUCCAUUGAUUUUUGUCCACUUUUUUUCUUCUUCUUGAAUCUGACACAUUUGUGGUUAUAUCAUGUUUUCUCCUCCAGGUGCAUUUCUCAUCCCGUACACCAUCUUCCUCUUUGGCGGAGGUCUCCCUGUGUUUUUCCUGGAGGUGGCCCUUGGACAGUACACCUCCGAGGGUGGAAUCACCUGCUGGGAAAAACUUUGCCCCAUCUUUACCGGUGAGUACAUUUUUGAUUUAAAUAAACAAAAUAGGUUUCUACCCUCAAGGGUCUUUCCUGGUUAAAUAAAUGUAAAAUUAAUAAAAAACCUUUAUUCAUACAGGUAAGUCAAUUAAAAACAGAAUAUUUUUUUUGCAACGAUGACCUGGCAAGAGUAUCUAGAAAAGCAGAGUAUUCUCGGUCAAAUCGGCAUAGCCUACUAAGGAAUAGUAAAUCAUUGAUGGACAGGUCAAUCAUAUUCAUGCCAGCCCAGACCAGGAAAGAUACCACACGUUGUACUACAGUGGCUCUGCUUCGCCCACACCGACUCCAGGGUAGUCCAACCAACAGCUAGCCUUAGUUUGAUACUGCCUGGUUGCUAGGCGCCCUGAAUUGCAGAUGCAUCCUGUUCCCUUUGGACUCCCCUCCUCUCCUAACUGCCAAAUAACUGCCAACUGAUAUGCCCUGGCUUCAUUAGACAUUACACACUGUACUGAGGGUUGAGAGGGAAACUGAACAUUACUAGAAGGUACACUGCUCUUGGCUGGACUCCCUCUUGUCCAGUGUAUUUGCUCAUGCCACUCAGAAAAUAGAUUUUUGGCCGUUUUCUGAUAUUUUGUUAUUUUACCACUGCAGGUGUAGUAUUUCUUACAGCAUUCAAUACUCCCAAAGCAAAAGCUGAAUAUGUUAUGAGGAUACACACACAAAGCAUAUUGAUUGUUGUAAAGAGGAGAGGUGUGUCCGUGAUAAAGAGAAAAAUCGUUUGCAUAGUCAACUUACACACAGCUCUGACACACACACGUACCCCACCAGACAUGCCACCAGGGGUCUUUUCACAGUCCCCAGGUCCAGAACAAAUUCAAGGAAACGUACAGUAUUAUACAGAGCCAUGAGUGCAUGGAUCACACUUCCGUCUUAUUUAGCGCAUGUGAACAGAAAACCUGGUUUAAAAAAACAAAUAAAGCAACACCUCACGGCACAACGCCUCUCCCCAUGUGACCUACUUGUUGUGUGUAUGUACUGACAUGUAUGUGUAACUGAUAGAUGCACACACACAAACACACUACAUGUUAAUGUUUUUAAAUGUAUCUAAAUUGUAAAGUAUUUUGUCUGUAAUGUAUUUUUUAUAAUGUGUCGGACCCCAUUAAGACUAGUUGUCGCCAUUGGCGUCGGCUAAUGGGGAUCCUAAUAAAUCAAAUCAAAUCAAAAACACACACACACACACACAGACAUGCACACAAAGCCCUUGAGACUCAGCCGUGCGGUGAACAGAGUGUGCUGAAUUAUAGGUUGCUAUGGCAGCAGCGCAGGAAAACAUCAGAGAGAUGCCUAGCAAUGAGGUCUGACCCAAGAAGGAGACAGGCAGGCAGACAGGCAGGCAGACAGACAAGCAGACAGGCAGACAGGCAGACAGACAAGCAGACAGACAGACAGACAAGCAGACAGGCAGACAGACAGACAGGCAGACAGGCAGGCAGGCAGGCAGGCAGGCAAACAAACAGGCAGGCAUUUUAUAAACAGGAAAGAUAGUAUGCUGUGUAAGUAUUAGUCUAGAUGGCAGGAGGCUGACGAGCUCUAUCUGUAGACAUAGGCCAAAUCCCAAAUGGCAUCCUUUUCCCUACAUAGUGCAGUACGGGCCAAAAGUAUUGCACUGUAUAGGGAAUAGGGUGCUGUUUGAGACGCAGACAGGCACUCACCUCCAGCCAAACAAGGCCAAGCCUCACUCUAAAGCUCUCUAUUUGUAUAAUACAUUCAGAUAAGAUGAGACUGGAUGUCAGCAAAGCAAGCUGUUAAUUUUCAACCCAGGUGGCUGCCUGCCUGAAUGGAUUGGUGGGGGUGCCCCAGUUUUAUUUUCAUUAAGGAGAAGUAACAGAGGGUGACCGUGGGAGGAGAGGAGGGACAGGAGGUGAGGGGAGAGGAGGGAGGGAGGGGAUGGAGGAAGGGAGGUAGAGGAGGGAGGAAAAAGAGAGGAGAGGGUGAGGAGUGGAGGGGAGGGAGGGGAGAGGAGGGGAGAGGAGGGGAGGGGGAGGGAGAGGAGGGUGAGGAGGGGAGGGAGAGGAGGGGAUUUUCACGUCCUAAUUCUAAAUGAUUACAACAGCAUUCAAAACAUACACACACGUUCAUUACAAAAUAGAGCUACAUUGGGUUUCUUAAUAUCAAAUCUCCCUUCCUAAGUGUUUUUGUACAGUGUAGUGUACAUGUGUGUAAUCUCGCUGAUCCAGUCGCAAGCCUCAGAAUAUGUCAUGUACUCUGAUGUCUGGCAAGAUUAACCUGACCCUUUCCAUUCCCCCCCCCCCCCCCCCCCCCCCCCCCCCCCCCCCACCCCCCCCCCCCCCCCCCCCCCCCAAGGUAUCGGCUACGCUUCGAUUGUGAUCGUGUCCCUCCUGAACAUCUACUACAUAGUGAUCCUGGCCUGGGGUUUGUAUUACCUGUUCCAGUGCUUCCAGCCGGAGCUGCCCUGGGCCAAGUGUAAAAACUCCUGGAACACAGACCGUUGUGUGGAGGACACCGUCCGCAAGAACAAGACCCUGAUGCUGGCCGCUAACAUCACCAACUUCACCUCGCCCGUCACCGAGUUCUGGGAGUGAGUACAGUAGCUUUUUAAAUGUAUUUAACCUUUUAUCUAUACAGGAUAGUUUCACUGAGUUCUGGGAGUGAGUAAAGUAGCUUUUUAAAUGUAUUUAACCUUUUAUCUAUACAGGAUAGUUUCACUGAGUUCUGGGAGUGAGUAAAGUAGCUUUUUAAAUGUAUUUAACCUUUUAUCUAUACAGGAUAGUUUCACUGAGUUCUGGGAGUGAGUACAGUAGCUUUUUAAAUGUAUUUAACCUUUUAUCUAUACAGGAUAGUUUCACUGAGUUCUGGGAGUGAGUAAAGUGCUGGAAUAUACUUGAUUUAGCUACUUUAAUAAUUCCUUUAGUUACUUUCCUUUAGUUCCUUUCGCAGGUCUCCCUUGUGACCUCAAAGGCACUACCUUGUUAAAUAAAGGUCUCCCUUGUGACCUCAAAGGCACUACCUUGUUAAAUAAAGGUCUCCCUUGUGACCUCAAAGGCACUACCUUGUUAAAUAAAGGUCUCCCUUGAGACCUCAAAAGGCACUACCUUGUUAAAUAAAGGUCUCCCUUGUGACCUCAAAGGCACUACCUUGUUAAAUAAAGGUACACAUAGUGUAGCAUAGGGCCUCACUGUAACAUGGGGCCUUUUAGCAUUCUAGUUUAGGGUUUUCAUCACAUCCUUUAUCCCUCCCACUUUUCUUUGGCAUUCAACCUGAACACAACAUACCAUGUUUCUCUUUCAUAUCGUUUAUCUUUCCUCAUCCCUGUUUCUACUUUCCUCUCUACAAAAUGUUGUCCAAUUCAAUAAUACACAAGUUUUCAAUUUAACUUCAUAAAAAUGUUUUCAUUAAUCCAAAGUUGUACAUAUAUCAACAGUUUAAUUUAACUAUAAACAACUGUUUAUAAUUACAUCAUCAACAAGUGUUAUAAUUUCAUAUCAAAAUGUUACUUUACACUAAAUACCAUGUUUCUUUAACUCUCCACUGUUUCUACCUUUCAUUCCCCAUGUUUCUACCUUUCCUCUAAAACCCAUGUUUAUUCUUAGAAUAUAACACUGUUUCUCAAUUACUCUCAAACUGUUUAAUUUCAUAUAACACACUGUUUCUAAUUCAUCUCCCAUGUUUAUACUUUCCUAUAAAUGUUUCUACUUUGCAAGGUAAAAACCAGGUUUAAUUUACUAUCAAACCCUGUUUUCACUUUCUAAUAAAACUGUUAUAAUUUAAUCUCAAAACUGUUUAUAAUUUAAUAUCAAAAUGUUUUAAUUUAAUAUAAAUGUUUAUCAUUUAAUUUAAUAUAAAACUGUUAUAAUUUAAUUAAUAUAAAAGUUUAUAAUUUAAUAUAAAUGUUUAUAAUUUACAUCUAAAAGUUUAUAAUUUAAUAUACAAAAUGUUUAUAAUUUAAUAUAAUAUAAAAAUGUUUAUAAUUUAAUAUAAAAUGUUUAUAAUUUAAUAUAAAAAUGUUUAUAAUUUAAUAUAAAUGUUUAUAUUUAAUACUAAACAUGUUUAUAAUUUAAUAUAAAGUUUAUAAUUUAAUAUAAAAUGUUUAUACUUUAUAUACAAAUGUUAUAAUUUAAUAUAAAAUGUUUAUAUUUAUAUAAAAUGUUAUAUUUAUUUAAUUAAAUGUUUAUAAUUUAAUAUCAAUGUUUAUAAUUUCAUAUAACUGUUUAUCAUUUCUUAACAUGUUUAUUACUUUACUAUAACAUGUUUUUCUUUACAUUUAUCUAAUGUUUCUCAUUUCAUUUAAUAUACAAUGUUUUCCUUUCAUUUCUCCCUGUUUCUUUCCUCUAACACUGUUUCUACUUUCCUUUCCUACACACUGUUUACUCCUUUCUUCCUCUCCUGUUUUCUUUCUCUCCUGUUUAUUUCCUUUCCUCUCCCCUGUUUCUCUUUCCUAUCACCCUGUUUCUAUUUCAUCCACCAUGUUUCUCCUUUCUCUCCCUGUUUCUCCUUUCCUCUCCCCUGUUUCUCCUUUCCUCUCCCUUUUUCUCCUUUCCUUUCUCUCCCCUGUUUUCCUUUCCUCUCCCCUGUUUCUCCUUUCUCUCCCUCUGUUUCUCCUCUCCUCUCCCCCUGUUUCUCCUUUCCUCUCCCCUGUUUCUCCUUUCCUCUCCCCCGUUUCUCAUUUCCUCUCCCCUGUUUCUCCUUUCCCUCUCCCCUGUUUCUCCUUUCCUUUCCUCUCCCCCUGUUUCUCCUCUCCUCUCCCCUGUUUCUCCUUUCCUCUCCCCCUGUUUCUCCUUUCCUCUCCCCUGUUUCUCCUUUCCUCUCCCCCUGUUUCUCCUUUCCUCUCCCCUGCUUCUCCUUUCCUCUCCCAAUGGUCAUGUUUAUCUGGCAGCGCUGGCAGCGUGGUCAGUGAACGAAUGCUCAGGCAACACACAAACAUAGGGCCAGGAACAGGUAAACCACUCUUAACUGAGCAGAGUAGAGAAGAGACUGGCUGGCUGGAGCUGAAGGACUAGCUGUAAGCUAACAUUUAGAUAGACGCCAGCCGGCCGGCUGCUCUGUCAUGUCUCUGUGGUGUUUUCAUUUGGCUUCUCUGAAACAUCCACACACUUUGUGCCUUUUGUGAAGGAUUCUAGUGAAGUGACCUUUAUCUGAGGACUGCUCUGUAGUACAUGCUUGUUUUGAUAAAAAGCUGAUUCUGGGCCUUGUUAUAGCUGACUUGGUAAAAUGCUGUCCCCUUGUUAUAGCCGACUUGGUAAAAUGCUGUCCCCUUGUUAUAGCCGACUUGGUAAAAUGCUGUCCCCUUGUUAUAGCGGACUUGGUAAAAUGCUGUCCCCUUGUUAUAGCCGACUUGGUAAAAUGCUGUCCCCUUGUUAUAGCCGACUUGGUAAAAUGCUGUCCCCUUGUUAUAGCCGACUUGGUAAAAUGCUGUCCCCUUGUUAUAGCUGACUUGGUAAAAUGCUGUCCCCUUGUUAUAGCGGACUUGGUAAAAUUCUGGGCCCUUGUUAAAACUGGCCAUGAAAAUCUAUGGGCCCUAAUUAUAGCUGACCUAAAAUCUCUGGGCGUCCUACUAAUCUAACAUUAAACAUAUCUGACUGUGUGUGUCCUCUCUUCUCUCCAUAGACGUAAUGUCCUCAGCAUCUCCAGUGGCAUCGAUGAGAUUGGGGAGGUCAAGUGGGACCUGGCUCUGUGUCUGCUGGGGGUCUGGGUCAUCUGCUUCUUCUGCAUCUGGAAGGGAGUCAAAUCCACCGGAAAGGUGAGCUGGGACGCCAUUUCUGGACAUUUCUGGUUUUAUAAAAGCCAUUUUUACAUCAGCAGUACCCGGCCUAGACCACAAAGAGCAAACAAAGCAGAAGUGACAGCACAGCGGCAAUUUGGUUGAUAUGCAACAACUUGCUUGGGUUAAGUUUAGGAUAAGCGUUAGGGUUUUGGUGGUGAUAGUUACUCUGUCAAUCCUCCUGUUUGUCUCUCUAUCUCUGGGCUCUGAUGCUGCCUGGUUUAUCGUAUAUCUUAAGGAGAAACACCAAGUUGUACAGGCUGCUACUAUAGUGCAGGCUGUCACCAUAAACCAAGAGCAGUUUCCCACAGUGCAUUUACAUCUCAGUAUAACGAGUGUAGACAAGAGCCAGACCAGUCACAGCAACACCCCCGGGGACUGCUAGGGAGCUGGAUCGAUCCCAGACACCUUGUCUUAUUGCCCCAAUCCCAUGUAUUCAUUGGUUUAGGCUGAUUUAUGUUUCCCUGUCCCUCUAAGCUGUAAGUUAUCCGGUUAUCUGCGGUCUUUGGUUCCUGAAAAGGGAAGCGUAGAGUCAGCCUUCACAAAACAAGAGGAGAGAGUAUAACAGAGAGGAUUGGAUUGUGAUAAAAGAUGGUCUUGUGACAGCCUGAUUCUGACAGUUAACUGAGCAUGUCUCAUUCUCGUUACACAUAAGAUUUAACAAAAAAAUUAUGUUGUUUGUGAGAUCUACACUGUCGAUGUGUAAAUCUACUGAUACAUCGUCUCUCGUUUUGUCCUCUGUUUCCCUACAGGUUGUGUACGUCACCGCUACCUUCCCCUUCGUCAUGCUGAUCAUUCUGUUGAUCCGCGGUGUCACUUUGCCAGGAGCAUCGGAAGGAAUCAAGUUCUACCUGUACCCCGACCUGCAACGUCUCAAAGACCCCGAGGUAGAAACACAUUGCCUUGCCCCGUCCCGCCUCUCCCUGUCCUGCCUUGCCCCGCCCCUCCCUGUCCUGCCUUGCCCGCCCCUCCCUGUCCUGCCUUGCCCCAUCCUGCCCUGUCCUGCCUUGCCCCGCCCCUCCCUGUCCUGCCUUUCCCCAUCCUGCCCCACCCUGUCCUGCCUUGCCCCGUCCUGCCCCAACCUGUCUGGGGACUUUAUUAAUAUAUCUAUUCAAUUAGCAGCUGUGACAGGGAUUCAAACAAACCACACUAAAUCCUGGCCUAAAUCUUGAAUUUUCUAAUCCUUUGAGUUUAAUAUUUGAUGUUAUCUUUACAAAAAAUAUUUAAAAUUGCCUUAAUGAAUAGAAAGGGAGAUGAAGGACAUCCUUGUCUUAUGCCCCAAGAUAAUGUAAAUGUGGUGUAGUUGGCUGUAAAGCACAUUUUCAUUGUUAGUCCUUUGGCAAAAUGUGAUUCUCCUGGAAUAAGCAAAAAUGUGUAGAGAAAAUCUGUCAAAAUACUACCCAAAAUACUACCAUAAUAAUAGCCAAAAUAGUCAAAAUACUACCCAAAAUACUACCCAAUGUUUCCCAAAGCUUGCGCCUCAGCCUUCGUGUCUACUUCUCCCCUUUUAUCUCCAGGUCUGGAUCGAUGCUGGCACUCAGAUCUUCUUCUCCUAUGCCAUCUGUCUGGGAGCUAUGACAUCACUGGGGAGCUACAACAAGUACAAAUACAACUGCUAUAGGUGAGUGUCAGCGCCGGGGGGGGGGGGGGGGGGGGGGGGGGGGGGGGGGGGGAGAGGUGAUGGUUGUGGGGCCUAAUCCAGUGGUAAAAAAAAAAAAUAGUUGGUAACAAAACAAGACAAAAAGUGGGGGAUCUAGGUUCCUUUUGUGUUCAUUAACAACCUCCAUGACAUAUGUGUGAUAUAGGGACUGUUUGCUGCUGGGAGGCCUCAACAGCGGUACCAGUUUUGUGUCUGGCUUCGCAAUAUUUUCCGUCCUGGGCUUCAUGGCACAAGAGCAAGGGGUGGACAUUGCCGAUGUGGCAGAGUCAGGUACGAGGUGGUCAAAGUGGCAGUGAUGGUGGGCACUGCUACUUAAAAUAAACAAACAACAAAUAAACAAACAAAUAAACAACAACAGUUGCUGGUUCUAUCCAACAGAAAUAAUACAAAAUCUAAAAUAUUAAAUGUAAAGAAAGAAGUGGAUUUAUUUUUCGUUAAAGACGGCAUCGAAAUAUGGAAGUUUCAGCAAUCAAACACUCAUUGACAGAAAUAAAAUACCAAGUUACAGCGUUCAGUGCUUCUGUAUGACGUGGAUUUCACAGAGUUGGAUCUGGUUGGAUUCGUCAAGCAAUCGAGUGAAAUGCUGGUGGAAAAAAUUGUUUUACUGUUAAAUUGGAUAUUGUCCAGAACGCUAGGGAGCGAAGAGUCAAGCCAUUCCUGAGAGAUCCAUCAUGACCUUUUCUUCUCACGAUUACCAGUAGAUUUAAGUGUCCUGCUCCAGCCUGUUCCAACAGAUAUUUACUGUAUGAGAGUCAGUAAUCAAAGGACAUCUUGUGCCAAGUUAACACCAAAAAAACUAAAGAAGUCUGACUCUUAGGUACUUAAUUAUGUAUUUAAGUAAGGUCUAGCAUACUUAUCCAUCUUUUACAAUGUUAUUUUCAGUUCAGUGGUUGCUGCCCAUGGUGGAUUCUAUACGUUCUGUUUUCUCAUUGUAAAAGUAUUGUAUUGGGACAAUAAUAAUAAGCAUGAUCUAUCAACGCUAUUACUUUGAAAACGUAAUUAUUCUUCUCCUGUGGAUUUACAAGAGACAUGCAUCAGUGUUGAUGAUGUUUUUAGUUUUUUUCUUCUGUAAUUAAGAAAAAAAAACACCCCUCAUUUCUCCGGAAAUACAUUAUGAUAUGACAUAUGGGUCUUUUUGUUUUUAAUACGCUGCAAUCCUGUAUUGUUGACCCCCUCUGGCAGUGUUUAGUCAGCCUGGACAGUCUCCUCUGGCCUUGAACACUCUCUAUCCCAGUGCAGGAGGCUGUACAGGGCGUUCCUGCCUGAAUACAGAGAUGCAGUGAAUGUAUGUAGGAAAAUAAAUAUUUUCUUCAUAUGGAUGAAACUAAUCUAGUUGAUUAGUUGACUGAUCUAGAGCAAUGCUACUGUAAGUAGUUUAAUAGAAGUAAUCCAAGGAGUUUCGACAGGAGAGUAUUGGUACACAGUACUGUAGAUGGUUUGUGAUACCAUAUUGAAGCUUACACCUUGUGCUGUAAGGACUGACAUAAGGUGUAUAGUACACUGGGGAAGAGAAAAGUUGGUCUUAAACCUGAAUAAGUUUUAUUUUAGGGAGAUGCAGAGUAGAUUCAGAUUUGCACCAACGCUGAGGGUGAUACAUAUGUUCUGCAGGCGACGCUGUUACCCGCUAGACCAGCCUCAAGCACGAGAGAGGCUUUUAUUUCGUCAUUAUUAUUACUGAAGUAUCAAAGCCAGCUCAGGCAGUCUGCUAGCUAGUCAUGUCGUGUUUGGUUGGAUGCCAGUUAAACCAACUUUAUGCUAUGUGUUUGCUGUACUUCCUGUUUUGUUUUUUAACUUCUGUUGUAACAGGUUAUCCCAACGUUAUAACGCCACGUUAUCGAGACGUUGCUAUAGUUACAAUCGAGAAGAGGCGACGUAUGUUGCCUCUGAUCCUGCCAUUGUUAUUAUAUACUAUAUAUUCUACUAUAUACUAUACUAGUCAUGUUAUAUACUAGCCUAUAUAUUCUACUAUAUACUAUACUAGUUAUGUUAUAUACUAGCCUAUAUAUUCUGCUAUAUACUAUACUAGUUAUGUUAUAUACUAGCCUAUAUAAUCUGCUAUAUACUAUACUAGUUAUGUUAUAUACUAGCCUAUAUAUUCUACUAUAUAUUAUACUAGUCAUGUUAUAUACUAGCCUAUAUAUUCUGCUAUAUACUAUACUAGUCAUGUUAUACACUAGCCUAUAUAUUCUGCUAUAUACUAUACUAGUUAUGUUAUAUACUAGCCUAUAUAUUCUGCUAUAUACUAUACUAGUUAUGUUAUACACUAGCCUAUAUAUUCUACUAGUGUAGUGUAAUUAUUAUAUUGAUAUAGCUGUUGAUAUUGGAUGAACACCGUAAUGCUAUUGUAAGGCUACGUUGACCUUCUUUGAUAGUUCUUGUCAUAACAUGAAUCCCUAGUCUUGCCAGGAGCCAUAAGUUAAAAGAGCAUUAACAAUGCAUUACACUUACAUGGCCUUACGUUUAUGAUUGUUGAGGAUAAGAUGAGACAAGACAAGACAGAUUUACACCUUGAGGAUUUUUUUUAUUUCUUAACAUUCGAGUUUGGUCUGUGCUAUACUUGGGCGCACCACGGUGGCAUCAGACCAGAUCAAACGAUAGAACCCUGGUUUCUAAUUGUGUUUUCUCCACUUCCCCAUCCCCCUCUCUCUUCUUGUUCCUCUCUAGGUCCUGGCUUGGCCUUCAUUGCCUAUCCUAAAGCUGUGUCUAUGAUGCCGCUGCCCACCUUCUGGGCUAUCCUCUUCUUCAUCAUGCUUCUGCUACUGGGUCUCGACAGUCAGGUCAGUAGUCUGCUCACUAUGAAUCAAGAAUCAGAAUCAGAAUCUGAAUCAGUCAGGUCAGCACUAUAAUCAUUAUGAAUCAAGAAUCUGAAUCUGAGUCUGAAUCAGUCAGGUCAGUACUAUAAUCAUUAUGAAUCAAGAAUCAGAAUCUGAGUCUGAAUCAGUCAGGUCAGUACUAUAUUCAUUAUGAAACAAGAAUCAGAAUCUGAAUCUGAAUCAGUCAGGUCAGCACUAUAAUCAUUAUGAAUCAAGAAUCAGAAUCUGAGUCUGAAUCAGUCAGGUCAGUACUAUAUUCAUUAUGAAUCAAGAAUCUGAAUCUGAGUCUGAGUCUGAAUCUGAGUCUGAGUCUGAUUCUGAUUCUGAAUCUAAGUCUGAAUCGGAAUCUGAGACAGACAGGUCAGGUCAGGUCGUUAUGACAACAGUAGUAAGCAAGUUUAUUUAGACCAGUCAUAUGAACACUGAAAUGAUGAAACAAGUUUAUUUAGACCAGUCAUAUGAACACUGAAAUGAUGAAACAAGUUUAUUUAGACCAGUCAUAUGAACACUGAAAUGAUGAAACAAGUUUAUUUAGACCAGUCAUAUGAACACUGAAAUGAUGAAACAAGUUUAUUUAGACCAGUCAUAUGAACACUGAAAUGAUGAAACAAGUUUAUUUAGACCAGUCAUAUGAACACUGAAAUGAUGAAACAAGUUUAUUUAGACCAGUCAUAUGAACACUGAAAUGAUGAAACAAGUUUAUUUAGACCAGUCAUAUGAACACUGAAAUGAUGAAACAAGUUUAUUUAGACCAGUCAUAUGAACACUGAAAUGAUGAAACAAGUUUAUUUAGACCAGUCAUAUGAACACUGAAAUGAUGAAACAAGUUUAUUUAGACCAGUCAUAUGAACACUGAAAUGAUGAAACAAGUUUAUUUAGACCAGUCAUAUGAACACUGAAAUGAUGAAACAAGUUUAUUUAGACCAGUCAUAUGAACACUGAAAUGAUGAAACAAGUUUAUUUAGACCAGUCAUAUGAACACUGAAAUGAUGAAACAAGUUUAUUUAGACCAGUCAUAUGAACACUGAAAUGAUGAAACAAGUUUAUUUAGACCAGUCAUAUGAACACUGAAAUAAUGAAACAAGUUUAUUUAGACCAGUCAUAUGAACACUGAAAUGAUGAAACAAGUUUAUUUAGACCAGUCAUAUGAACACUGAAAUGAUGAAACAAGUUUAUUUAUACCAGUCAUAUGAACACUGAAAUGAUGAAACAAGUUUAUUUAGACCAGUCAUAUUAACACUGAAAUGAUGAAACAAGUUUAUUUAGACCAGUCAUAUGAACACUGAAAUGAUGAAACAAGUUUAUUUAGACCAGUCAUAUGAACACUGAAAUGAUGAAACAAGUUUAUUUUGACCAGUCAUAUGAACACUGAAAUGAUGAAACAAGUUUAUUUAGACCAGUCAUAUGAACACUGAGAUAAUGAAACUUAAUACACUUGAUGGACUUGUAAGUUGUAAGUUUCAUGAUGAGACAGUAAGUCAGUUUAUUGAUCAUAUGAGUCAUAUGAUUGCCGAGAUGGUGAAACUAUAUCAUGGGUGGUCUGAUGCUACUGUACAACACUGUACAGACGUAUCAUACUAUACUAUUACAUAUCUAUACAUAGGUGUCUGGGAUUCCAUAGACUUAACAUCGACAAGUUUUAAUGUAUUGGCUACUGUACAACAGUGUACACAAGUAUAAUGUGCUAGUAUAGUUCCAGCUUUGUCUAGACUCUACUGUGUACACUAGGUAGGUGGUAGUUGAGGACACUAGACAACGGGAGAGGAAAAACAAAACAAGGAUACACAUGCUACAUCAGUUGUAGCUAGAAAACGUAGCGGCUCUAUCCAAUCAGAUCCGAUUUAGCCAACACCCCGCAUGGCGGUUGUUUUGACGGUGCUCGGAGUUGGAACUGCGUCAAAUUCACAAGUGGCUCCCCGGCGUCAUACCUGAAGUGGACAUCGCCGCUGGCUCGCCAACGGCGUCGCAUUAACAGAAAUCCUCAUGCAGCAUUUGUUUACAAGUUGGAACACUGGAAUGUGAGAUGUUAUCUACCUCGAUGAGACUGAUAGAAAAUCCUCAUUCCUUUUCAAUUUGAGUGUAAUUAUUUCUAAAUGAUUUCUACAAUUUCUCGUUCUGAAUUUCUAACGCGAGUGGGGUGGGUGUGGCUUCGAUGCAAGCUGCUCGCGCAAUUUGACGGCUCCAACGCAGUUCUAGCAGUUCCGUUUCCGACGCCGCCAAAAACACCAACGCCAUGCGGGUGUCUGCCAUGGCCAGUUAACACUCGAUCUGAUUGAAUCUAGGCCUAGAAGCCGCUUUGGCAGAAUCGCUGGGUGAGCUGAAGCAAGAAGUGAUAGGUAAAAAAACAAACACUGUUUAUUGGCAACUGCUGAGUGUUGUGUCACUGUCAAUUAAGUUGGUCAACCUCAACAAUAUCAAAUUUCUCUGUCCUGGUGAAAUUCAACACUCUGCUAAGUCAUUAAUCCUUAGUCAUAUAUAUAUAUAUAUAUAUAUAUGCCAUUGAGCAGAUGCUUUUAUCCUAAGCGAAUUACAGUCAUUCGUGCAUACAUUUUAUAUAUGGAGUGGCCCCAACAGGAGAUGAACCCAUUACCCAUGUUGCAAUGCUCUACCAACUGAGCCACACAGGUCCACUAUUUGGAUACAGGAAGGCAACUGUAUUACAUAACAUGAUUUAGACUACCCAGAUACAUAACACAUGAAACACAAAAACUAUGUUUUAAGUGAGGCGUUAGGGCUGGUCUGAAGCAUGAGGUCUAACUUCACCUAUGCUCAACCAGCGUUGUUCAGCACAGAGCUUUGACUUACUACAGUAGCUAAGUUGUUCUAUUGUACUACAGACAACAUGUACUCACCACAGGUCAGGUUACUUACAGAUGUAGGGUCUUAAUUUGAUCACCCUGUUGCAGGAGAACUUUUCUACAAUGCAGGAAAUGUAAAACUUGUAGUGCAUUUGAGGAUUGAAAAGGCUUCACAAGUUUGUAAUUUCCACUUUGAAAUUUCAGACUUGAUUUUCGCUCACGAAAAAAUGUAUCAACCCCUACAGAAAUGUCCAUUAGUUAUAAUCCACAUAAUAAUUCACAUUUCCUGUUGCUGCAGGAGUAUUUUCCUGCUGUACCAAACUGGCUCAUAUUAGGAUUCAAACCUUCUCAAACAGCCUAAUUAAAUUGUAACUGACCCCCAACCCUGAUCACAACAUUGUUAGCCUAUCAGAUCGACUGUAUAGUAUGCUAACUGAGUACUAACGAGAUCUCUUGUCUCUGUGUCGUCUUUCUGUCCCCAGUUUGUGGAAGUGGAAGGACAGAUCACUUCCUUGGUGGAUCUGUAUCCCUCCUUCCUAAGGAAGGGUUACCGUCGGGAAAUUUUUAUAGCUAUUGUGUGCUCCAUAAGCUAUCUUCUGGGACUUACCAUGGUUACUAGGGUAAGUACUAUAUUCUAGUAGUGUACUUUCAUUUUUUACACUGAUAUCAUAUUGUUGUACUAGUGUUACUAAAGUAAGGUCUAGUUAAUGUAUUUUCCUACACAAGAUACUGUAUUACAAAUGUCCAGUCUAGUCAACUACUUUAGCUACACCAGAAUGAAUACAAAAUGAUCUGACUAAAGUUAGUUCUAUCUAGUAUUAUGCUUUGCCCUAUUGUACUAUGGUCUCUGCUAUUACUGGUGUCUCCAUUAUUAGCAUCCAUAACAAUGCAGGCUAUAGAAAUAUUAGGGCAUAACAUACAAUACAAGAUACAGUGCCACAUGGGCAGUACAGUAAAUAGCUACUCCCUGAUGCAGUGGUUCCCAAACUGGGGUUCAAGUGGCCCCAGGGGCACUCAGGUCAGAGCCAGUGAGUACAAGUUUCAGAACCACUACUGCCCUAAUGAAUAGAGAAAAAAAAGUAUUGAGGGGAUUAUUAAUAAACUUCAGAAUUCCCCCAGCAACAAGAGUCCCAUAGAUACAGUUCCACUUCUUCAAUUCCUCCCUUCUCAUGUCAGCCAGUCCCUCAUCAUAGCGCCGGUAAAUACGCUGGUGUAGUUUCAGAGCUUCCUCAUGGCCUACUGUACGGUCUAUUUAGAGACAUUUCACACUUAACUCGAUGUCUUUAAUCUCCAAUCCACUCUUUAUUUUUAACGGCUCUGAAAACCUCCCUGCCUCUCGGCCUCACAAUGUAGAAACAAGCAUGUGAUGCCCCUCACGCAGACCUUACCCAACCACAGUCAUUCCCUAGGCCUACCUCACUAAAUCCCCCUAGACAGCAAGGGAGUCAGGGAUUUACUGCUUUAUGUGUUGUUGUUUUUUUCUCAUGACAUCACAAUCUCAUGCUGCCUCUCACUGAGUGCUCUGUUGGGAGUUGGAACUCGGGACGGCUCAAGGUUCCGUUGGGCUGUUCCGUUGGAACAUGGCUGGUCCCAAACGGCAUCCUAUAUGACCCCAUUAUAUAUGUAGAGUCAAAAUAAGUGCAUUCUGCGGCAACACAUAAAAUGACCCUAUUCAUUGAGUUAAUGGUAAUGACCUCCAUCUCAUCUGAUCCAUACAACAAAUCAUCUAUUUUCUGUGACAAUUUUGUUUUAUAGAUUAGGGUUUAUUUGAAAUAUUUUCAUAGUUUUCAUAGUUCCUUACUCACGAUGGUUAAUUUGUGUGUCCCGUGCCAGAAAUAUAUAUAUUUUUUAGCUCAGGUAAAAUCAUAGACUGUAAAAAAUAAUGGAUGGAGCCAUCGAUGACGACACCCCAUUGUUUCCAAUGUAAAGUCUCAGUGGCGCAUUUGAAGAUCAGGAAGUGUUGUUUUAGCGUGUUGCCAACUUGCUUCAUGGAGGAGUUUUUGGAAACAUUUCAUGCGUAGGUUGAGCUACUCUAGGAAGUGACGUUGCAGGCUGUCGGUAGCCGCUAAAUGAUCCUUAUAACUUCUGUGUGCGGUUUUAAAAUACUCGGUGCAAGGACAUACAUCUGGUUAAAUCGAAGCAAGUAUUGGUACCAUGAUCGUAUCUGGUUAAAUCGAAGCAAGUAUUGGUACAAUGAUCGUGUUCGGGAAAAAAAAUGUGUAUAUCCACGAAUAUUGACCAUGAAGAUCAUGGUGAUUUACAGUGGCUUGCGAAAGUAUUCACCUCCCUUGGCAUUUUUCCUAUUGUCUUACAACCUGGAAUUAAAAUGGAUUUUUUGGGGGUUUGUAUCAUUUGAUUUACACAACAUGCCUACCACUUUGAAGAUGCAAAAUAUUUUUGGGGGUGAAACAAACAUGAAAUAAGACAAAAAAGCAGAAAACAUGAGCGUGCAUAACUAUAUAUAUACUGAGAUCAUGUAACACUUAGAUUGUACACAGGUGGACUUUAUUUAACUAAUUAUGUGACUUCUGAAAGUAAUUGGUUGCACCAGAUCUUAUUUAGGGGCUUCAUAGCAAAGGGGGUGAAUACAUAUGCACGCACAACUUUUCCGUUAUUUAUUUUUUAUAAUUUUUUGAAAUAAGUUAUUUUUUUCAUUCCACUUCACCAAUUUGGACUAUUUUGUGUAUGUCCAUUACAUGAAAUCCAAAUAAAAAUCCAUUUAAAUUACAGGUUGUAAUGCAACAAAAUAGGAAAAACGCCAAGGAGGAUGAAUACUUUUGCAAGGCACUGUAUACUCCCAUUGACUAUAAUGGGCGAUCCUGCUUUCUGAAAACAUUGCCUGCAGUAUCCCGAUCGGCCUUGAACUUGAAAUCCUCAAUGAGAGGGGUCAGUAAUUUUUCCCUGGGUAAAAUAGGUCUUUAGUUUUGAACGGUUUGGGCUACGAGCGGUUUUCUGAAUUGUAAAGAUGCAACCACGGACACAAAGCUCCAUUUGUUUCUAUGGCAGAGGCUGUAGCAUACUUUAGUCUGACCUGUGCUAAUGGUUUUCACAGAUGAAGUAAAAUGAUGCAAAUGACUUUGCUCGUGAAGCGCGCGCGGCCCCUCAAAUGAUACAAAUGUAACUGAGUACACAGGACUUGAAACAACCACACACACAGAUGUAACCACGUUUUAAUGUUUUAAUCCGACCAGCACAAGUCAACAUUCCACAGGUGCAUUCCACAGGUCACGUUUGUAAGUGAGUGAUCAAAAAACAAUAAUCAAGAUUAGGAAAACGUUUCACGGCACACCAGUUGGUAACCACUGAUGUAGGAAAUAGGGUGCCAUUUGGAACGCAAACGUGUGUAUUCUCCCACCACUAGCCUAGUGGCCUAUGCACUCUCCAGCCCUAGACUACAGUAUACUUACUUCGACUGUACACCUAUGCAUGAAAUCCUACAUUCCAACAUGCCCAAGCACUAAAUCAUGUCUGUUUCUCUCUCCCACAGGGUGGCAUGUAUGUGUUUCAACUCUUUGACUACUAUGCAGCCAGCGGUGUGUGCCUUUUGUGGGUUGCAUUCUUUGAAUGUAUUGCUGUAUCGUGGGUUUAUGGUACGUGUACUCUACUCUGGACAAAAUGCUCUGUGUGUCUGUAUAGGAACUGUGGACGUUUAAUGUCCUCAGGCUCUACGUCAGUUAAAUGUAUCAUUUUAGUCAUUUAGCAGACGCUCUUAACCAGAGAGACAUACAGGAGCAAUUAGGGUUAAGUGUCUUGCUCAAGGGCACAUUGACAGAUUUUUCACCUAGGCGACAUGGGGAUUCGAACCAAUGACCUUUCGGUUACUGGCCCAUUGUCUUAAGCACUAGGCUACCUUUAUAAUACUUUACAAUCACAACUAGUCAAGCUAUAUAGAGGUUUUAUAGUUAUGUCUCGAGUGCAACAAAUAUAUUUUAUCUCUGAUACAAUUUAUUGUUGCAUUAUAUCAACUGACACUGCCAAAAUAGAGCGAGUGAAGUGCAAGAGUUGGUUCAGGAUUUUUUAAUUUUUUUAUUUAAAUUUAUUUAUUUCACCUUUAUUUAACCAGGUAAGCCAGUUGAGAACAAGUUCUCAUUUACAACUGCGACCUGGCCAAGAUAAAGCAAAGCAGUGCGUUAAAAACAACAACAACACAGAGUUACAUAUGGAAUAAACAAAACGCACAGUCAAAAACACAAUAGAAAAUCUAUAUACACAUGUGACCAAAUGCUCCCUAUUUAUUUAUGUUCUCCUCCAAUCAGGCGUUGAUAAUUUCUAUGAUGCGAUUGAAGACAUGAUUGGCUACAGACCAAAUCCCUGGAUGAAAUGGAGCUGGUCUGUGAUCACGCCUCUUCUUUGUGUGGUGAGUCUAUGUUAAUUAAAAUACAGACUUCGUCCAAAAUGGCAGCCCCUACUGUAUAUAAUGGCACCCUACCCCUACCCUAUGGGCCCUGGUCAAAAGAAGUGCACUACAUAUGGAAUAGGGUGCCCUUUGGGACGCUGUCCUACAAACCUCCCAUACUGAAAGGAAAGAGAGUGCUGUAUCUGCAAAUGUCUGUCAUUCCAUCCUCCCACACAUAAACAUUAUACUACAACAGCAGCAGUGUGUGUGUGUGUGUGUGUGUGUGUGUGUGUGUGUGUGUGUGUGUGUGUGUGUGUGUGUGUGUGUGUGUGUGUGUGUGUGUGUGUGUGUGUGUGUGUGUGUGUGUGUGUGUGUGUGUGUGUGUGUGUGUGUGUGUGUGUGUGUGUGUGUGUGUGUGUGUGUGUGUGUGUGUGUGUUUGAGUUGUGUUUGAGUUGUGUUUGAGUUUGUGUGUGUCCUCUCUGGAUUUGAUGUGAAAAUCCACACUUGACUCAGUGAGCUGAACAACGUUAAGCCCCAGAUGGAAGGGCCAUCUGUCUAUCCACAAUAGCAUCAACCCCCAAGCCAUAAUGCUGCUAAAUAGCCAUCAAAAUGGCUGCUUGGACUAUCUGCACUGACUCUUCUAUUUGAUUUCUGCACUGACUCUAUGCACACAUUACACACUCACUCACACUGACACUCCAACACACACACACACACACACACACACACACACACACACACACUCAAACACUUCAUUUGCUCACACACACAUAACACGCACACAAAUUCAUACUGACUCUACACACACGCACACACACUCACAUACGAUCUCAUAUACGCUGCUGCUACUCUGGUAAUCAUAUAUCCUGAUGCCUAGUCACCUUACUGCUAUACAUAUCAACCUCUAUCGAUCCAGUAUCCCUGUAUAUUGUAAAAUGGUAUUGGGACUGACCCUGUAUAUAGCUACUGACCCUGGAACUGACCCUGUAUAUAGCUACUGACCCUGGAACUGUCCCUGUAUAUAGCUACUGACCCUGGAACUGUCCCUGUAUAUAGCUACUGACCCUGGAACUGUCCCUGUAUAUAGCUACUGACCCUGGAACUGACCCUGUAUAUAGCUACUGACCCUGGAACUGUCACUGCAUAUAGCUACUGACCCUGGAACUGUCCCUGUAUAUAGCUACUGACCCUGGAACUGACCCUGUAUAUAGCUACUGACCCUGGAACUGUAUAUAGCUACUGACCCCGGAACUGUCCCUGUAUAUAGCUACUGACCCGGGAACUGUCCCUGCAUAAAGCUACUGACCCUGGAACUGUCCCUGCAUAUAGCUACUGACCCUGGAACUGUCCCUGUAUAUAGCUACUGACCCUGGAACUGACCCUGUAUAUAGCUACUGACCCUGGAACUGUAUAUAGCUACUGACCCUGGAACUGUAUAUAGCUACUGACCCUGGAACUGUCCCUGUAUAUAGCUACUGACCCUGGAACUGUCCCUGUAUAUAGCUACUGACCCUGGAACUGACCCUGUAUAUAGCUACUGACCCUGGAACUGUAUAUAGCUACUGACCCCGGAACUGUCCCUGUAUAUAGCUACUGACCCGGGAACUGUCCCUGCAUAUAGCUACUGACCCUGGAACUGUCCCUGCAUAUAGCUACUGACCCUGGAACUGUCCCUGUAUAUAGCUACUGACCCUGGAACUGACCCUGUAUAUAGCUACUGACCCUGGAACUGUAUAUAGCUACUGACCCUGGAACUGUCCCUGUAUAUAGCUACUGACCCUGGAACUGACCCUGUAUAUAGCUACUGACCCUGGAACUGACCCUGUAUAUAGCUACUGACCCUGGAACUGUCCCUGUAUAUACAGUGGGGAAAAAAAGUAUUUAGUCAGCCACCAAUUGUGCAAGUUCUCCCACUUAAAAAGAUGAGAGAGGCCUGUAAUUUUCAUCAUAUGUACACGUCAACUAUGACAGACAAAAUGAGAAAAAAAAAUCCAGAAACUCACAUUGUAGGAUUUUUAAUGAAUUUAUUUGCAAAUUAUGGUGGAAAAUAAGUAUUUGGUCAACUUCAAACAAGCAAGAUUUCUGGCUCUCACAGACCUGUAACUUCUUCUUUAAGAGGCUCCUCUGUCCUCCACUCGUUACCUGUAUUAAUGGCACCAGUUUGAACGUGUUAUCAGUAUAAAAGACACCUGUCCACAACCUCAAACAGUCACACUCCAAACUCCACUAUGGCCAAGACCAAAGAGCUGUCAAAGGACACCAGAAACAAAAUUGUAGACCUGCACCAGGCUGGGAAGACUGAAUCUGCAAUAGGUAAGCAGCUUGGUUUGAAAAAAUCUACUGUGGGAGCAAUUAUUAAGAAAUGGAAGACAUACAAGACCACUGAUAAUCUCCCUCGAUCUGGGGCUCCACGCAAGAUCUCACCCAGUGGGGUCAAAAUGAUCACAAGAACGGUGAGCAAAAAUCCCAGAACCACACGGGGGGACCUAGUGAAUGACCUGCAGAGAGCUGGGACCAAAGUAACAAGCCUACCAUCAGUAACACACUGCGCCGCCAGGGACUCAAAUCCUGCAGUGUCAGACGUGUCCCCCUGCUUAAGCCAGUACAUGUCCAGGCCCGUCUGAAGUUUGCUAGAGUGCAUUUGGAUGAUCCAGAAGAGGAUUGGGAGAAUGUCAUAUGGUCAGAUGAAACCAAAAUAUAACUUUUUGGUAAAAACUCAACUCGUUGUGUUUGGAGGACAAAGAAUGCUGAGUUGCAUCCAAAGAACACCAUACCUACUGUGAAGCAUGGGGGUGGAAACAUCAUGCUUUGGGGCUGUUUUUCUGCAAAGGGACCAGGACGACUGAUCCGUGUAAAGGAAAGAAUGAAUGGGGCCAUGUAUCGUGAGAUUUUGAGUGAAAACCUCCUUCCAUCAGCAAGGGCAUUGAAGAUGACACGUGGCUGGGUCUUUCAGCAUGACAAUGAUCCCAAACACACCGCCCGGGCAACGAAGGAGUGGCUUCGUAAGAAGCAUUUCAAGGUCCUGGAGUGGCCUAGCCAGUCUCCAGAUCUCAAUCCCAUAGAAAAUCUUUGGAGGGAGUUGAAAGUCUGUGUUGCCCAGUGACAGCCCCAAAACAUCACUGCUCUAGAGGAGAUCUGCAUGGAGGAAUGGGCCAAAAUACCAGCAACAGUGUGUUAAAACCUUGUGAAGACUUACAUAAAACGUUUGACCUGUGUCAUUGCCAACAAAGGGUAUAUAACAAAGUAUUGAGAAACUUUUGUUAUUGACCAAAUACUUAUUCUCCACCAUCAUUUGCAAAUAAAUUCAUUAAAAAUCCUACAAUUUGAUUUUCUGGACAAUUUUUUCUCAUUUUGUCUGUCAUAGUUGACGUGUACCUAUGAUGAAAAUUACAGGCCUCUCUCAUCUUUUUAAGUGGGAGAACUUGCACAAUUGGCGGCUGACUAAAUACUUUUUUUCCCCACUGUACAUUUACAUUUUUACAUUUAGCAGACGCUCUUAUCCAGAGCGACUUACAGUUAGUGAAUACAUAUUUUUUUUAUACUGGCCCCCCGUGGGAAUCGAACCCACAACCCUGGCGUUGCAAACGCCAUGCUCUAUCAACUGAGCUACAUCCCUGCCGGCCAUUCCCUCCCCUACCCUGGACAACGCUGGGCCAAUUGUGCGCCGCCCAUGAGUCUCCCGGUCGCGGCCGGCUGCGACAGAGCCUGGAUUCGAACCAGGAUCUCUAGUGGCACAGUUAGCACUGCGAUGCAGUGCCUUAGACCACUGCGCCACUCAGGAGCCCAAUAUAGCUACUGACCCUGGAUCUGUCCCUGUAUAUAGCUACUGACCCUGGAACUGUCCCUGUAUAUAGCUACUGACCCUGGAACUGUCCCUGUAUAUAGCUACUGACCCUGGAACUGUCCCUGUAUAUAGCUACUGACCCUGGAACUGUCCCUGUAUAUAGCUACUGACCCUGGAACUGACCCUGUAUAUAGCUACUGACCCUGGAUCUGUCCCUGUAUAUAGCUACUGACCCUGGAACUGACCCUGUAUAUAGCUACUGACCCUGGAACUGACCCUGUAUAUAGCUACUGACCCUGGAACUGUCCCUGUAUAUAGCUACUGACCCUGGAACUGUCCCUGUAUAUAGCUACUGACCCUGGAACUGUCCCUGUAUAUAGCUACUGACCCUGGAACUGUCCCUGUAUAUAGCUACUGACCCUGGAACUGUCCCUGUAUAUAGCUACUGACCCUGGAACUGUCCCUGUAUAUAGCUACUGACCCUGGAACUGUCCCUGUAUAUAGCUACUGACCCUGGAACUGUCCCUGUAUAUAGCUACUGACCCUGGAACUGACCCUGUAUAUAGCUACUGACCCUGGAACUGUCCCUGUAUAUAGCUACUGACCCUGGAACUGUCCCUGUAUAUAGCUACUGACCCUGUAUAUAGCUACUGACCCUGGAACUGUCCCUGUAUAUAGCUACUGACCCUGGAACUGUCCCUGUAUAUAGCUACUGACCCUGGAACUGUCCCUGUAUAUAGUGUAGGUUACUUACUUUCUCGUGUUCUACUUUACUUUAUUUUAUAGUACGAUAUAUUGAUAUUUAUUACUGCAUUGUUGGGAUAAGCGCUUGCAAGAAAGGCAUUUCACUCUACUUGUGCACGUGUCAAUAAAAACGUGAAACUUGCCUGCUGAGAGAAGAGAGGAGAGGGGGAGGGAGAAGAGAGGGGAGGGAGAGGGAGAAGAGAGGGGAAGACUGGAUGAGAGGAGGGGAGAGAAGAGAGGGGGAAGACUGGAUGAGAGGAGGGGAGAGAAGAGAGGGGAAGACUGGAUGAGAGGAGGGGAGAGAAGAGAGGAGAGGGAGAGGGAGAAGAGAGGGGAAGACUGGAUGAGAGGAGGGGAGAGAAGAGAGGAGCGGUUAGAGGGAGAAGAGGAGGGGGAGAGGAGAGAUAGACAGUGGACUAGUUCCUAUCUGAGCUUUCGGGUUAGGGUCUUAAAUUGGGGUGUGGGGUGGGAGGUCCUAGGCUAAUUUGCCUAACAACAGUGGCCAGGUCUCCUCUCUAAAGCCUUAUCACUGCUUUGUAAAGUCACAUUCACUCCUGCGUUGCCCUGCGUCCCUGGUGGUUAAAGGGUGACUAACUGGUGGCUGGUGGUAAAACUGUGUGUGCGGUGCUGGAUUAAAACUGUUGAGGCAUUUGGGAAAUGUGGCGCUUGGCUCCGUCCUUAGGCUAAUCCCAUUUAAUCCCCUUAACGACCAGGAAAACAUAGUGCUAAUUGCUCUCAUGAGACGGACUAAGGGGGAGACUAAGGAGAGUUUGAGGAGAAUGAGAGGGAAUAAGGAGAAUUUGAGGAGAUGUUUGUGAAUGUCAAUUACUAACAGCCCUGAUGUUAUUGUGGUGUUAGACACCAUCCCCCGGAUAUGACUGUAGCCUUAUUAUCAAUUUAGUCAAUAAUUGUUUUAGUUCAAAAAAAAUAGUCGUUUGUUUGAAGGAAGUGACAGAUACGGUUUCCAUCACUACAUUCUUAUUAAUAAAAUAAAAAAAUACAAUAUGUGCUUUUAGUCUUAACUUCCAAGGAGGACGCUUUCGGAAGAUCCUUGUCACGAGUGUCAGUUGAAUGCGGUGGAUCGAAGUCAGGCGCAGGACACAGAACUCAUUGAAACGUACUUUACUGAAAUAAGUAAAGAAACCAAUAAAAAAAUACCUCCACACACAGGGAGGAACAAACCCGCUCACCAAACGACACACGAAACGAAAUAACAAACACGCACAAAACACAACGGGAGCCACCGGGUUAAAUAGGGAAGGAGGUAAUCACAUGAUGGGCAACAGGUGUGUAACAAUCAGACAACAACAGGUAGAACAUAGAAACAGAGAACAUAGAUCGGCAGUAGCUAGUACUCCGGUGACGACGAACGCCGAAGCCUGCCCGAGCAAGGAGGAGGGGCAGCCUCGGCAGAAUCCGUGACAAUCCUUUGUUUGGAGAUGCUAAUAGUGAGUCAGGACCAGGUCUGUUGCGGUGACCGUAGUUACCGCCACACCGCCGGUCACGAGUCAUGGAGGCAGGAUGUCUUCUUUCUUCAGCAGUUGUGUCAGAAUACAGUGCUCUGUCCUUCCAGAACCAUGACUGCUGUACAGAAAUACUAGCUAACUCAUUAUGAUAAAAGAGAGCCGUGCUACGUUCUUACGGUGCUGAAUGUCAAAAGAUGUAAUAUUUGAAGAAGUAUAACGUUCACCAUAUACAUUGUGAUUUAAAAUGGAAUCCUCUAGACUAGCACCAGCUUGUAUUUCAACACAGUAUUUCAUCUCAAAUUCAACAUUUCACAGUGCUUUAAAGUUCAGACUGUGUCCCGAGGCUAAAUGUGAAGUGGUAUAAUUAUAGUGUGUUGUUAUUGGGGCUGUUGCGGUGACCGUAUUACCGCCACACCGGCAGUCACGAGUCAUGAAGGCAGUCAAAUUCCACGUGACCGUUUGGUCACAGUAAUUAGGCUUCUCCAAGCUCUGAUGCUGCUGAUGGUCAUUAAUAGCCAACCAAACUUGCUAACUGCCUGGUACUCAGCACUCUAUUGUCCCCGUAAUCACCCUGACGUCAAUGCAAAUGUAAUGGAAAAUCUAAUCAAACACUUCAUGAGAGCCCAUGUUAUCAUGUUGUGCAACAUUUCUAUAGGCUAUGCAAUUGCGGGAGAAAACAGAGUGAUGGCCUCUAUUAAAAAGAGGAGGAUCCCAUCAGCUUUCUAUAGGCUAGGCCUACUAUAUUUAUUUAUCAAAUCUCCUAAUAUUAAGCACAUUGCUUAUAUUUACAACAGGAGUAUAGCCUACCUGGCUGGCAUGAAAAUGAACCACGGGAAAAGCCUCCUCCAUUCACUAUUUAAGUGCAUAGAUGACAUGUAUUUUUCCCACUGCCCCUGUUUUCGAGACAAGUGCAUGAUAAUGUUCCAUUCUAAAUCAAAACAGAUUUCACAAGAUUAAAUCAAGAAUAGUCCCGUGUAGCUCAGUUGGUAGAGCAUGGCGCUUGCAACUCCAGGGUUGUGGGUUCGUUUCCCACGGGGGGCCAGUAUGAAAGUGUAUGCACUCACUAACUGUAAGUCGCUUUGGAUAAGAGCGUCUGCUAAAUUACUAAAAUGUAAAUGUAAAAUAGUCUGACGGGUGACGAUAUUAGCCAGAUAUUAGAUAUUAUUCACUUGUGAAUGAUAUAUUAUCACCUGUGGCAAGAAACAAUGCAUUUUUUUGCGACUUUUUCCAAUCAUAGUCGCACCCCUCAUGUAGCCUAGCCCAUAGGCCUAUAUGUUUUGAUAAGGUUUCUAUCACAACUAAAGUGGCCAAAUAACUUCUUAAAAUGAAGCACAUUAAUCUGCUUUACAACGGGUGUAGAGCCUAACUGGCAUACAUAAGCAGCGUGUGAGUUUCAAGUUUGGGGAAGAUAAUGUUCACCAUAAAAAUGCACCUUUUAUAAUAAAAGCAUUACAUACAAAAUCGCAUUUGCAGUCACUUUUGAUAAUGGUGUUUUCCCGCUAAUGGAACACUAGCGCUUAUAGUCUACUGCCGUGUGCUCAUUGCUGCGCUUAUAAUGUGAAGAAAUAGCCUAAUAGUUCAUCAACAUUUUAAGCUAAACAUUUUGAUCUGUUGUGUCAGCCACAUUGCGUAAAAACAUUGCGUUUUUUUUUUUUAUGCUAGUGGUUGUAUUAAUUUGGGAUCUAUCGCAUCCCACAACUGUCCCAGACUAUGUUUGGAAUAUUUAUUUAUCGCACAGAAUAGAAUAGGUCGACUUUUGCACUAUGGGGGAUAGUAGAUUGACAUAGGCUAGUGUUUUUGCUGUUCGUUAGGCCUACUCAUCUUGUUGGCUGACGAAAAGUAAAUGUGAACAGUUCUUCCAAUAUCUUCAAUAUGCACCUCGGAAUUGGAUAAGGACGCGCGCAGUUGCGUCCCCGAUGUGGCUGUCUUCACUUGUAGCCUGUGAGAAAGACCCGAUCACAUGCUGGAGAGCCAUGUGAGUGAGAGGUGCGUCGGAGUGUGCAGCACUCAGGGAGAAGGGCACAACGUAGCACUCCAGGCCAAGGGCACAACGGCCACUGGCCGCAAAAGGGUGUAUUAUGGCCACACAAAGGGGAUGCCGCCGGGAAAUUCGAGGCAUUAUCAAGUGCUUGUCAAAUUGUGAAUGCAAGACUGAUGAAGUGUGUACAGCCUGCGCAAAAAAACAAAGCAGAGCUCAUGCCUUUCAAAUCAUCAUUAGAGUCUCAUCAUGCAGCCUUACAACAUAUUAAAAAUCAAAACAUAUAGCCCAACGUUUGUAGAACAACUAAAGUUACAUUAAUAACUCUAAAUUAAGCUAAUAGGAGUACCUAUUUCUUUGUUAACCGCUCAACACAGAAUAGCCACAUGUGCGCACUCCCUCAAAUCGUUUGGAGAAAAUAUCCUUUCUAUUUUAUUCAGCUUUGUUCAGUUGUAUUCUUCAUACUAUAAAAUAAUAUAAAAGAAUGCCACGGAAUUCUAAGCAAAUCUUGUCUGCUAAAAUAACUAGUGUAGCAUAGCCAGAUCAGGAUCUAACAUAAGGACAACUCAGAGUAUGCUAUUCUGUUCUUCUGAAAUAGACUACAUUUUCUUCAUAUCAUGUUUCUUUAGACCUGUCUAAAAUAAAUAAUGGAUUUAUUGUGAAGGUGUAGGCUAUAUUACAUGGAUUCAUUAGACUUUUCAAAAUGUAGAUGUUCCAAAGGUCUGCAUCAGUGGCUUGUAGGCUAUGAGUGGAAGCCAGGAGAUGCUAAAUGUGUUUAUGUUAAUUAACGGUCAGUUACCGUGAGACCGACAGUUAUUUGCUUGACAAUCACCAGCUGACGAAAUUUCGUGACCGCCACAGCGAUAGUCAGAACAAACUGUCCAUUACAUAAAACAAUGCCCAAGCUUUUCCUGAUUGUUAGACAUUGGAGAAUGUGAGUUAUCAGUAAUACAUCAACCUUCCCUUAUAAUGUAGCUUAGUGUUUAUAGUGAAGCUUGUUUUUCUUAGCUGACAGUGUACAUACCACGUGAUUUGUGUAAACUCUGCUUCUACAUGUAUAUCCUGUUUACCAUCUGGCUGUAUAUCCUGUUUACCAUCUGGCUGUAUAUCCUGUUUACCAUCUGGCUGUAUAUCCUGUUUAUCAUCUGUCUGUAUAUCCUGGUUAUCAUCUGUCUGUAUAUCCUGUUUAUUGUGGGAGCACCAUUUCACCAAACCAAAUUCCUGUACAUGCAAAUGUAUUUGGCGAAUAAAGAUGAUUUUGAUUUCCAUUGUUGUUUGUCUCUGUCUCCAGGGUUGCUUCGUCUUCUCCUUGGUCAAAUAUAAACCUUUGACGUACAACAAGGUUUACGAGUACCCCGACUGGUCCAUCGGUGUGGGCUGGACUCUGGCCCUGGCUUCUAUGAUCUGUAUUCCUAUGGUGGUUGUCAUCAAGAUCAUCCAGUCCGAUGGACCACUCAUAGAGGUUAGUACAUAACCCCUAUAGCCCCUACUCCUAGACCCUGGCCCCUACCCCUAGACACUGGCCCUUACCCCUAGACCCUGGCCCCUACCCCUAGACCCUGGCCCCUACCCCUAGACCCUGGCCCCUACCCCUAGACCCUGGCCCCUACCCCUAGACCCUGGCCCCUACCCCUAGACCCUGGCCCCUACCCCUAGGCCCUCUACCCUACCCCUAGACCCUGGCCCCUACCCCUAGACCCUGGCCCCUACCCCUGGCCCCUACCCCUAGACCCUGGCCCCUACCCCUGGCCCCUACCCCUAGACCCUGGCCCCUACCCCUAGACCCUGGCCCCUACCCCUAGACCCUGGCCCCUACCCCUGGCCCCUACCCCUAGAACCUGGCCCCUACCCCCCUAGACCCUGGCCCCUACCCCCUGGCCCCUACCCCCUAAGACCCUGGCCCCUACCCCUGGCCCCUACCCCUAGACCCUGGCCCCUACCCCUGGCCCCUACCCCUAGACCCUGGCCCCUACCCCUGGCCCCUACCCCUAGACCCUGGCCCCUACCCCUGGCCCCUACCCCUAGACCCUGGCCCCUACCCCUAGACCCUGGCCCCUACCCCUAGACCCUGGCCCCUACCCCUAGACCCUGGCCCCUACCCCUAGACCCUGGCCCCUACCCCUAGGCCCUCUACCCUACCCCUAGACCCUGGCCCCUACCCCUAGACCCUGGCCCCUACCCUAGGCCCUCUACCCUACCCCUAGACCCUGGCCCCUACCCCUAGACCCUGGCCCCUACCCCUAGACCCUGGCCCCUACCCCUAGACACUGGCCCCUACCCCUAGACCCUGGCCCCUACCCCUAGACCCUGGCCCCUACCCCUAGGCCCUCUACCCUACCCCUAGACCCUGGCCCCUACCCCUAGACCCUAGACCCUACCCCUAGACCCUCUUCCCUACCCCUAGACCCUGGCCCCUACCCCUAGACCCUGGCCCCUACCCCUAGACCCUGGCCACUACUCCUAGACCCUGGCCCCUACUCCUAGACCCUGGCCCCUACCCCUAGACCCUGGACCCUACCCCUAGACCCUGGCCCCUACUCCUAGACCCUAGACCCUACCCCUAGACCCUCUUCCCUACCCCUAGACCCUACCCCUAGACCCUGGCCCCUACUCCUAGACACUGGCCCCUACCCCUAGACCCUGGCCCCUACUCCCAGACCCUACCCCUAGGCCCUCUUCCCUACCCCUAGACCCUGGCCCCUACCCCUAGACCCUGGCCCCUACCCCUGGCCCCUACCUCUAGGCCCUCUUCCCUACCCCUAGACCCUGGCCCCUACCCCUGGCCCCUACCCCUAGACCCUGGCCCCUACCCCUGGCCCCUACCCCUUAGACCCUGGCCCCUACCCCUGGCCCCUACCCCUAGACCCUGGCCCCUACCCCUGGCCCCUACCCCUAGACCCUGGCCCCUACCCCUGGCCCCUACCCCUAGACCCUGGCCCCUACCCCUAGACACUGGCCCCUACCCCUAGACACUGGCCCUACCCCUACCCCUAGACCCUGGCCCCUACCCCUAGACCCUGGCCCCUACCCCUAGACCCUGGCCCCUACCCCUGGCCCCUACUCCUAGACCCUGGCCCCUACCCCUGGCCCCUACCCCUGGCCCCUACUCCUAGACCCUGGCCCCUACCCCUGGCCCCUACCCCUAGACCCUGGCCCCUACCCCUAGACCCUGGCCCCUACCCCUAGACCCUGGCCCCUACCCCUAGACCCUGGCCCCUACCCCUGGCCCCUACCCCUGGCCCCUACCCCUAGACACUGGCCCUUACCCCUACCCCUGGCCCCUACCCCUAGACCCUGGCCCCUACCCCUAGACCCUGGCCCCUACCCCUGGCCCCUACCCCUAGACACUGGCCCUUACCCCUACCCCUGGCCCCUACCCCUAGACCCUGGCCCCUACCCCUGGCCCCUACCCCUAGACCCUGGCCCCUACCCCUAGACCCUGGCCCCUACCCCUAGACACUGGCCCUUACCCCUACCCCUGGCACCUACCCCUAGACCCUGGCCCCUACCCCUAGACCCUGGCCCCUACCCCUAGACACUGGCCCUUACCCCUACCCCUGGCCCCUACCCCUAGACCCUGGCCCCUACCCCUAGGCCCUCUACCCUACCCCUAGACCCUGGCCCCUACCCCUAGACCCUGGACCCUACCCCUGGCCCCUACCCCUAGACCCUGGCCCCUACCCCUAGACCCUGGCCCCUACCCCUGGCCCCUACCCCUAGACCCUGGCCCCUACCCCUAGACCCUGGCCCCUACCCCUGGCCCCUACCCCUAGACCCUGGCCCCUACCCCUAGACCCUGGCCCCUACCCCUGGCCCCUACCCCUAGGCCCUCUACCCUACCCCUAGACCCUGGCCCCUACCCCUAGAACCUGGCCCCUACCCCUAGACCCUGGCCCCUACCCCUGGCCCCUACCCCUAGACCCUGGCCCCUACCCCUGGCCCCUACCCCUAGACCCUGGCCCCUACCCCUUGACCCUGGCCCCUACCCCUAGACCCUGGCCCCUACCCCUGGCCCCUACCCCUGGCCCCUACCCCUGGCCCCUACCCCUAGACACUGGCCCUUACCCCUACCCCUGGCCCCUACCCCUAGACCCUGGCCCCUACCCCUGGCCCCUACCCCUAGACCCUGGCCCCUACCCCUAGACCCUGGCCCCUACCCCUGGCCCCUACCCCUAGACCCUGGCCCCUACCCCUGGCCCCUACCCCUAGACCCUGGCCCCUACCCCUGGCCCCUACCCCUAGACCCUGGCCCCUACCCCUGGCCCCUACCCCUAGACCCUGGCCCCUACCCCUAGACCCUGGCCCCUACCCCUAGACCCUGGCCCCUACCCCUAGACCCUGGCCCCUACCCCUAGACCCUCUUCCCUACCCCUAGACCCUGGCCCCUACCCCUAGACCCUGGCCCCUACCCCUGGCCCCUACCUCUAGGCCCUGGCCCCUACCUCUAGGCCCUGGCCCCUACCCCUAGACCCUGGCCCCUACCCCUAGACCCUGGCCCCUACCCCUAGACCCUGGCCCCUACCCCUAGACACUGGCCCCUACCCCUAGACCCUGGCCCCUACCCCUAGACCCUGGCCCCUACCCCUAGACCCUGGCCCCUACCCCUAGACCCUGGCCCCUACCCCUAGACCCUGGCCCCUACCCCUGGCCCCUACCCCUAGACCCUGGCCCCUACCCCUAGACACUGGCCCCUACCCCUAGACCCUGGCCCCUACCCCUAGGCCCUCUACCCUACCCCUAGACCCUGGCCCCUACCCCUAGACCCUGGCCCCUACCCCUAGGCCCUCUACCCUACCCCUAGACCCUGGCCCCUACCCCUAGACCCUGGCCCCUACCCCUAGACCCUGGCCCCUACCCCUAGACACUGGCCCCUACCCCUAGACCCUGGCCCCUACCCCUAGACCCUGGCCCCUACCCCUAGGCCCUCUACCCUACCCCUAGACCCUGGCCCCUACCCCUAGACCCUAGACCCUACCCCUAGACCCUCUUCCCUACCCCUAGACCCUGGCCCCUACCCCUAGACCCUGGCCCCUACCCCUAGACCCUGGCCACUACUCCUAGACCCUGGCCCCUACUCCUAGACCCUGGCCCCUACCCCUAGACCCUGGACCCUACCCCUAGACCCUGGCCCCUACUCCUAGACCCUAGACCCUACCCCUAGACCCUCUUCCCUACCCCUAGACCCUACCCCUAGACCCUGGCCCCUACUCCUAGACACUGGCCCCUACCCCUAGACCCUGGCCCCUACUCCCAGACCCUACCCCUAGGCCCUCUUCCCUACCCCUAGACCCUGGCCCCUACCCCUAGACCCUGGCCCCUACCCCUGGCCCCUACCUCUAGGCCCUCUUCCCUACCCCUAGACCCUGGCCCCUACCCCUGGCCCCUACCCCUAGACCCUGGCCCCUACCCCUGGCCCCUACCCCUAGACUCUGGACCCUAGACUUUAGGUACUUCGUGUAGAUCUGUCAAGAAAUUGAUAGCAGGUAUAAGCAGCUCCAGCUUGCCCUCUGAUUGGUAUACUGUACCCCUGUGUGGAGGUCAUUUCUCAUUUCCAUCCAUCUGUAACAUAUACACUUGGGAGUCGUAUAAUCCUACCUGUAUAUUGGUAUUUACUGUGAAGUUAAACAGAGCUUUUCUUUUUGUCUCCCUCCAGAGGAUCAAGGCCGUGGCGGCUCCGCUAGGAGGUGCUAGCUCCCGUCCAGCCGACCACCGUCCCAAGGGCAAGGCUUCCGAGCUGGCCUACCCGCUGGACCCCAACGGGAACAACGGCCUGAUCAAGCCCACCCACACUAUUGUAGAAACCAUGAUGUGAGCGCUCUCUGUGAGAGGAAAUAAUUUUUAAAAGAAAUACCCGCUUUCUAUGUUACUAUACUAUAUUAUCGCUAAACUACUUGUAGGACCAGGUUUACAUUGCUAUGUAUCUGCACUAGGAGGCUUCUUUUUGUUUUGUUUUCUACAGAGGAAGUUACGUUAUUGGUUUUCUGUCUUAUGUUUUAAAUAUUUGUUAUUAAACUAUUGUUAUGAAUAUUACUGUUAUUACGAUUGAUGAACUUCUGUGAUCUCCAAGUCACAUGGAGCAGCAGUAUCCUAUAAGAACAGAACCUGACAUUCAUACUUCUUCUUUCCUGUAGAAUUAUAAGUGGUCUGUCUCUAUUUUUGGGGUAGAAUCUUAAAAACAUAAAUACAAUAAAAUGUACUUAGAUAAUACAAAGGGCGGUAUAAAACCGGAAGAACUAAAUGUGUGUCGUGUUUUGAGCUGUAACAUUUGACUAUGUGAUGUUGGUGUAUCUAGAUCAACCUAGCCCCCUUUCUUCUCAGCUUAACUAAUGUAUGACGAUAUCGUGGAGGUGGUGCCGUUGUUGUAUACAGUGAGAUUAGUUUGAGUGUGUUUGUCGUUGAUGUCUGUUGUAAAAUUACAGCUGAACCUGAACGUACCUCCACUACUAAGCUGCGUUCAGGGUCCAGAGCAUCUCAUCUACAGCUGCGGGCCACUAAAACAAAACAAAAAGCAAACCCUGUACCGGUCUGCUGUACCAGGGUUUUGUGACAAACAAUUGCUAGAAGGCACUUGAGCACCUUGCCGCAAUUGUUUUGCCAGUAUAUAUAUAUGACACUGCAGCGCUACCUAACUUUUUAGUGUCAGCAACUGUACCUGGCACUGACUGUGGAGGUGCAGACCUGUGUACAUCCACUUAAGCCCAACUUCAUUUUAGACUACGUUGGUGUGAAGGACACUACUGCUGCAUGCCGUCCAUCCCAUCCAUCCCAUCCAUCCAUCCAUCCAUCCAUCCAUCCAAUCCAUCCCAUCCAUCCAUCCAUCCAAUCCAUCCAUCCCAUCCAUCCAUCCAUCCCAUCCAUCCAUCCAUCCAUCCCAUCCAUCCCAUCCAUCCAUCCCAUCAUCCAUCCAUCCCAUCCAUCCCAUCCAUCCCAUCCCAUCCAUCCAUCCAUCCAUCCAAUCCAUCCAUCCCAUCCAUCCAUCCAUCCAUCCAAUCCAUCCAUCCAUCCCAUCCAUCCAUCCAUCCAUCCAUCCAAUCCAUCCAUCCCAUCCAUCCCAACUUCAUUUUAGACUACGUUGGUGUGAAGGACACUACUGCUGCAUGCCAUCCAUCCCAUCCAUCCCAUCCAUCCACACAUCCAUCCAUCCAUCCAUCCAUCCAUCCAUCCAUCCAUCCAUCCAUCCAUCCAUCCCAUCCAUCCAUCCAUCCAUCCAUCCCAUCCAUCCAUCCAUCCAUCCAUAGAGUAGCUACAUCGCACGUGUUUAAAGUCUCUGAUUGAUCUUUUUCACUUAAUAAUGCAGUGCGUUUUCGUUUUCUUUGUGUUUUAGUCUCUUGUCGUAUUUCUGGCUAUAGAUAGAAGACAUGACAUAGUGGCAAGUCAAUAAGAGGAACAACAGCAUCACUAUAUAAUGCUGCUUAUACCAUCUCUUUAGUCUGUCUCUCCAUGGAUUGAUAGGAGCCUAGAGGACCUGCCAUAAUGUCAUGAUACAUUGAUGUAUACACACCAUGCAGAAACUAUUGCUCAUUAAGGAACCAUCCAAAUGCAAGCAAACUGCUUAUCAAUCAGAUCUUUCCAUUGAAUUUCUGUAGGCUAGGUCAGUGAAAUGAUGAUGUAAUUGAUUAAUAUAGUAAUUGAUUAAUAUACUAACUAAUAAUAUCCACUCCCUCUAGCCUUCUCACACUCCCGAUCUAUCGGUUGUCAUAUCUAAGCUUAGUUUUAAAAUAUGAUAUUAAUACAGCUUUUCAAAGAGGCAGAAACAAUUCAAAACAAAGCCUGAUGGGAUUUGAAGCAUUAUGAUUCACAAUGCAAAGAUAUUCUUCUUAAAAUGGAAUGUUGAAAUGUGAAACCCCAUGUUUUGAACGGAAGCUUCGGUUGAUUCUAUUGAUUCUAUUACAUUGAAAAAAAACAUAUAUUUUUGAUUUUGUUGUAUACAAUUAGAAAACGUAUUAUUUUAUUUUGAUUGUUUUUCUGUCACAUUUUUGCCUUUUGUAUUCAAAAUGUAAAAUGACCACCCAGUCUCCAGUUACUAAUACUUUUUGAGGAUGAAUCGUCAUUUAACAACUUGCUGUUAAUCAACAAAACUGCAAUUUGUAAUGUGUAAUACUUUGUGGAAAGACAAGUAUGUUUUUCACUCUGUUUUUUAAAUAGGUGGUACUUUUUACUUUGGAAGUUUAGAGAAAAGAGAAAAUAGUUGCUAAAACAAUGCGAGAGACAAAAAUGACAAUUUCAGGGGCCAAUGAAAACCACAAAAUAUUAUGCCAUAAUAUCAACAAAGAAACAACGUUCGUUGCAUUAGUAUCGCUCUCUGUCAUAACACACACACACAGAAUUUGAUUAAUCUUUUAUCAAAAGAUAUAUACAAAUAUUGUUGCAAUGAAAAGUAACCCUGCCAUUUUAUAACUACUGACUCAAUGCUUUCUGGUAGUCUGAAUUGGCCUGUGAAGUACAGGUGACAUUCUAAAAUGAUGCCGCCAAACUUAGGCCUACCCGUGAUUCAGAGGGGUUAAAUGCAGAGGACACAUUUCGGUUGAACGCAUUCAGUUGUGCAACUGACUAGGUAUCCCCUUUUCCCUUUACCACAGUGCUGUUAGUGUGUUUAGGAGAUUAUGACCCGCAGAAAUUAAACACCAGUAGUUAGCUAGUUAGAUACCUGUAACAAAUCGCUAGUAGUUAGCUAGUUAGAUACCUGUAACAAAUCGCUAGUAGUUAGCUAGCUAGAUACCUGUAACAACCCACUAGUAGUUAGCUAGCUAGAUACCUGUAACAACCCGCCAGUAGUUAGCUAGCUAGAUACCUGUAACAACCCGCUAGUAGUUAGCUAGCUAGAUACCUGUAACAAAUCGCUAGUAGUUAGCUAGCUAGAUACCUGUAACAACCCGCGAGUAGUUAGCUAGCUAGGUGCCUUACAGGUGCCGUAUCAAAGAAGCCUACUGAGAAAAAAAAAGAGAAAGCAUUAUUACGGUGAAGAUAAUGACACCCAGUCCAUUGCCAUCGAUUGGAGAAGUCUAUUACGGAUAGAAAACAUCAUGUUCAACUUAUUUAACUCUACUGCCUCAUAUACAUUACAUUACAUACCAGCCAUUCCUUUAUAAGAAUGUACAAGGGGAAACCUUUUUAAAAAUACAAAUUGGAAAUUAUUAUUAUUAUUUAUUUCUAUGGCGCUAAAUAACCUGUAAAGCAAAAAAUGUGUAUUUAAAACGAGGGUUUUUACUGAGAAAAACAGUAAAACCUUUUUAUUUCUUAAUAAAUAAAACAUCUUUGGUAAAAAAAAAAGCCUUUGCUUUUCUCAUGCGCAGUAAGUCUAUAGGCCAUAAUAAAGCAGUGAGAUUGCACUUUAGUCACUCAACAUCCUCAUGAUCCAUAUAAUAAAUAAUAAUAAUUGAUUGGAUUUAUAUUGAGCUUUUCCAGAUGCUUUACACAGUAAGGAGGGGAAACUCACCUCAACUCAUCCACCCACCAAUGUGUAGCACCCACUUGGGUGAUGCCAUGGCAUUGAUUUUGGAAAAUCAAUCCCACCACACAUCCGCUAUCAUGGUGGAGAGGUGAGGAGGACCUAUUGCUGGGAGUAUGGACCCAGUGCUCCCUCCGAAACCCCCACCCGACCCCCAAACUAGGGGGGGCUAAAACCCCCACAACAAUGCUGGUUCCAAGACGUAUGACUUAAGAUGCUUGUAUAGUUAGUACUACACAUUAAACAUUGUGUUUUAGUGUCACAAGUGGGUUGAUACAUACUCUUGUCACAAGUGGGUUGAUACAUAAAAUAGCUCUCCUAAAAUAAAGAUACACAAUUUGGUAGGCAUAUAACUGACAAACUACAGGGAAUGGUCUUACAUUUAAGUCAUUUAGCAGACGCUCUUAUCCAGAGCCACUUACAGUAGUGAGUGCAUACAUUUUCGUACUGGUCCCCCGUGGGAAUCGAACCCACAACCCUGCCGUUGCAAGCAGCAUGCUCUACCAACUGAGCCACAGAGCGAUCUCACUAUAUAUAAGGAUGACUGAGGACACAGCUAGUUAUUUGCCAACCAAUAAACACAAUCAUGGUUACAAAAUCUUUAAUUUGGAUAAAUGUUACAGAUACAUAUUUACGUAACAUGUUACAAAUGUUACAUAAAUAUGUAUCUGCGAAAAGACAAAAUGUAAUUUCAGAACGACUGAGAAGAUGUUCCCAUUAAUUCAAUGCAACGAUAGUCCAUUAUUAUAAUUCAUAAACACAUCAGGUAUGCAAGGGACACAUUAUGUUGAAAUUGAACACAACAUUGAGUGGUAGAAAAUCAACAUAAACCUAAUGCUUAAAAAAAAAAAAAACUAUCUGUCUUGGAAUGAGCAUUACCUAUGGAGGCAUAGGGCGGCAGGUAGCUUAGUGGGUAAGAGCGUUGGGCCUAAAAUGUAAAUGUAAAAUAGCCUGGUCCCAGAUCAGUUUGUGACCCCCUAUGGUCCUGACUCACCAUAGGAAAACAGCACAAACAGAUCUGGGACCAUACUAGAGAAUCCAUGCUUCAACAAUCAGAUUACCAACGCAGUCCCACAUCUCCUCCCUAUGUUCCUGCUGCCUAUGCUGUGGUCACAUGUGAUGGACCUGAUGUGUUCGGUAGACCUUCUACCGGGUUCUCUCCUAUUUCUCUCCCAAGUACCUUUAUAAAGAGUACCUCAUAAAGAGUACCUUAUAAAGAGUACCUCAUAAAGAGUACCUUAUAAAGAGUACCUCAUAAAGAGUACCUUAUAAAGAGUACCUCAUAAAGAGUACCUUAUAAAGAGUACCUCAUAAAGAGUACCUUAUAAAGAGUACCUCAUAAAGAGUACCUUAUAAAGAGUACCUCAUAAAGAGUACCUUAUAAAGAGUACCUCAUAAAGAGUACCUUAUAAAGACCAAACUGAUUUAUGUGGUACUAUAUGAACUCUAUUGUUCUACUGUUCUUCAUACCAUUGCUUUGUGCUGUUAUUUACUGGUUUUUACAUUUCUAGUGAUGAAAAAAAAAAGCAUAUUUUUAGUAAGUAUCCUUUGCUUUGAUAGGUGACAUUUGUAAUUUGACAACUUUGUGAGGGAAAAAUAAAAAUUAAACAUCUUUUUAAAAAAAUGUUAUUGUGGGGUUGUUUACUUUUUUGGACAUAUGGUCAAUUUCUUAGAAAUAUAACAUCAGACACCAGGUAUCAUUAUGUAGGAUUUAGUCAUCUCAGCAUCCAUGACCCGCUUUAGUCAUCUCAGCAUCCAUGACCCGCUUUAGUCAUCUCAGCAUCCAUGACCCGCUUUAGUCAUCUCAGCAUCCAUGACCCGCUUUAGUCAUCUCAGCAUCCAUGACCCGCUUUCGUCAUCUCAGCAUCCAUGACCCGCUUUCGUCAUCUCAGCAUCCAUGACCCGCUUGAGUCAUCUCAGCAUCCAUGACCCGCUUUAGUCAUCUCAGCAUCCAUGACCCGCUUUAGUCAUCUCAGCAUCCAUGACCCGCUUUAGUCAUCUCAGCAUCCAUGACCCGCUUUCGUCAUCUCAGCAUCCAUGACCCGCUUUAGUUAUCUCAGCAUCCAUGACCCGCUUUAGUCCUCUCAGCAUCCAUGACCCGCUUUCGUCAUCUCAGCAUCCAUGACCCGCUUUCGUCAUCUCAGCAUCCAUGACCCGCUUUAGUCAUCUCAGCAUCCAUGACCCGCUUUCGUCAUCUCAGCAUCCAUGACCCAAACGACACGGUUUAUAAUAGUCAUGUGGGAGAAGCCUGAUGAAUUUGCUGUGCAAUGUCUUACACUGUAACACAGUGUGACAAAAGUUGAUCAAACUCACUUCUAUACCCCUUCACACCAUGAUUUACCAGCAUGACUGGCAUGUAAACCGGCAGGUAGCUUAGUGGUUAAGAGCGUUGUGCCAGUAACCGAAAGGUCGCUGGUUCUAAUCCCCGAGCCGACUAGGUGAAAAAUCUGUCGAUGUGCCCUUGAGCAAGGCACUUAACCCUAAUUGCUCCUGUAAGUCGCUCUGGAUAAGAGCGUCUGCUAAAUGACUAAUUAUAAUUAUUAUAAUUAUAAUUAUAAACCCAAGUCUCAAACAAUCGCAUGAGAUUCCAUUCGGCAUACUAACCAUGUGUUGUUCUUGGCCCAAUGUCGGAAGAUGAAGCCUCACGGUAAAAGAUUUCACACACUGAUCUGGCCCUGUAUUCACAAAGUGCUGAUCUAGGAUCAGGUCCCCUCUGUCCAUAUAAUCUUUAAUUCUUUAUCAUGUAAAAAGCUAAACUAAUCCUAUAUCAGCACUCCUACUCUGUGACCACAGGCCCUGAUCCCUGGCUAAAGAGAUCUGUUUGCCCUGGGGAAGACAGUCCAUUCUUAAAAUAAACGCAAGUUAUUUCUUCAAGUAAGGUUUAGUUAGUCUGUGUCUGCCAGAUUUAUCCAGGAAUAGCUUAUUAUGGCAGAGAAUAUAUUUUUGGAAAGAUUUGGCAUUUGUGCUCUGUAAUAACAAAAACAAAACCUAUUUCCUCUUGUGUUCCUCUUAUUAUUGCCUUUAUUCAACUCAGAUGUGCACGAAGUUAUAAUUCAUACAAACAUAUUUUAAUCUGACUUCAUCAGAUCCAAAAAUAGGUUGCAAAAGGUGUCUAAACUUUAAUUUUAGAUUCAUAUGUUUUAAUAGUUUAAUAUCUCUAAUGUCUCUCUCUCUCUCUCUCUCUCUCUCUCUCUCUCUCUCUCCUCUCUCUCCUCUCUCUCCUCUCUCUCUCUCUCCCUCUCUCUCUCUCUCUCUCUCUCUCUCUCUCUCUCUCUCUCUCUCUCUCGUCCAGCCUCUCCUCUCCUCUCUCUCCUCCCUCUGUGGCUCCCGAC